GACGAGCAAAUAGUGGCACGUUCAAUCAGUAUACACAUUCCAUCACCGGCGAUAAUUAUUCAACUCCCACUAAUCUGGCUAGCAGAAAUGUGAAGAAGUUUAGGACAAAAGGGUUUGAAUAUUUUCAGGAAAUGGCAGAAAUUGUUGAAAAUUGUUGUGCUACAGGGGCCCUGUCUCGUGCAUCCACACAAGGACCCCUUGACUCAGAAGAAGAAGACGACAUGUUAAAUAAAUUUUGGAACGCUGAUGCUGGUGGGAGUAACGCUGGUGGGAGUAAUGCUGCUGAGGCCAUUCCUGUUGACUUAUUCGGGGAUGAGUAUAUAGAUCCAGCAAAGGGCAAAAGUCACAAGAGAGGCCCUGCAACCAGCCAGACUGACAGUGGUCGUUCCAAAAAGUCACGGUCAAGUGGGUUUGAUGAUGUGUGUGCUGCUUUCACAUCCUAUGUACAAGCCAAAACAGGACAUUCACGUGCACGAGAAAAUAAGACUGAGGCUGUAAGUGCAGGUGGUGAUGAUUAUUCCCUUGAUGCAUGUCAAGAUGCAUUGCUUGAGCUUGGGGACAUACCACCGUUGCAGUACGUUAGGGCACUGACACUGUUCAAGGAUAAGGAAUGGCGAAGGUUUUUCAUGCGCACUUCUACCCAUUUGCGCCUAGCCAUGAUCCUCGCUUUGCAGUGAACUGAGAUUAUCCCUGUUUUGCUUGUGUUAGCAAAUCUUCUUGGCUGAACUGUUUGAUCAUUUCAUUAUCCCUGAUUUGGUUUUAAUUCUUUUUUUUUUCAUUCCAUCAUAUCCUCUUUCCUUUUCUAUGUUCGUAUGUUUUUUUUUUUUUUUUA
Camellia sinensis is the source of this 832-nucleotide messenger RNA. Lineage: Eukaryota; Viridiplantae; Streptophyta; Magnoliopsida; Ericales; Theaceae. The record is from RefSeq and is a predicted model, not a curated record.